AUGAAACGAAGAAUUCUAGAUGCUGCGCCUCCUUCCCCUCGUCAUAGGAUGACGAAACGCUCUCGUAACGCGUUCACCGCCAAGGAGAAAUUGCACUGGCUGGCCAUGUUGGAGUCACAACCUGACCUCAGCAUCCGUGGCUUGACGAAGCUCGCCAAGGUGCAGGGAGGCGACUCAAGGAGCGUCUCGAGGCCCCGCUCUGGGAACUUGAAGAAGCCCCCCCCUGAAGUGAUCCUGAAGUGGAUCGUCGAGUCAUGGGCUGAUGUGCUAGAGGAGCUGGUGAAGAAAGCUUUCCUCACGUGCAGCAUCUCCAGUGCCGAAGACGGGAGCGAGGAUCAUCUGAUCCUGGCUCACCUGCGGGACAAGGCGGAAUUGGAGGUGCUGGAGGAUGUGCUGGACGAGGGGGAGGAGGGGGUGAACCCCAACCCGUUCUACGAAGACCCCUCACACGCCCCUGAGCCCGCCGCCACCAAGGACGAUGAGGCAGAGGACGAGGAGGAAGGGCUUGCAGGGGAGGAGGAUGUGGUGGAUGCUGCUGCCGAGGAAGGGGAUGUGAUGGCUCCGGAGGAGGAGGGGGAUGAGGCAGAUGCAGAGAUGGGAGGUGCGGACGAGUGGAGUGAGGAUGGAGACGACUGGUGGGCAGCAGGCCGCUAUGAGGGAGAGGAAGUGGAGGAGUGGGUUGCAGGCGAGGAUGAGUGA
Closterium sp. Naga37s-1 is the source of this 699-nucleotide messenger RNA. NCBI's taxonomy places the organism in Eukaryota, Viridiplantae, Streptophyta, Zygnematophyceae, Desmidiales, Closteriaceae. The record is from the annotation of a GenBank genome assembly.